CAAAAAGAAGAAGCAGCUCCAUCUUCUACCCAUCUUCUCUUUUUCCCAUUAUCUCAAGCUCUCACCAUUUUCUGCUAAACCCAACUCUGGAAUUUAAAAGACUAAUUCCGAUAACUGAAUGUUGAGGAUCUGCCACUUUUCGAGAUAGAAUGAGAUUUUGUGAAGGUUUCCGUGGUUCAUUGUGAAACUAAGAGGUGGUGAAGAUUUUCCAGUUUUUGAAGAUACAUUUCUGUGGAGAAAUACACAGAUUUUGGAACUCUGAACUCUUCGCUGGUUGUAGAUUACAGGGACGAUCGUGGGUUGUCUGAGUUUAUAUCAGAUGAAAGCUCCGAAAUGUAAUCAUUAGUUGGAUUUCAGAGACAGAUUUGCAUUUUCCAAAGGUUCAAAACUUAAAUCCAGAAACUUUUCCAGAUUUCCUACCACAGACGCGGAACCAGAUUUAGGAAGAGGAGAUGGAUAAAGAGUCAGUUGUUGGAAGCAAUAGCAAAAAUAACAACAUCAGUAGCGUUAGCGUUAGAGAGAAAAGCGGAGGAGGGGAAGGGUCGUUGCUGUUGAGGGCGAGUUCCGAUAGCAUAAGGCAGCAGACAACGACGUCGGAUUUGGUGCUGCAGUGGGGGAACCGGAAGCGGUUAAGGUGCAUGAAGGUGCAGGUCAAGGACAAGGACGAUUCUUCCGCCCCGGUUCACAGGACAACGGUCCGGGUCGAUCGCCGGGUCGUUAGAACCGAUAAGGAUUCUUUAAAUAAGACCACAAUUGUUGUCAAUAAUAAUAAUAAUAAUAAUAAUAAUAAUAAUCAUCAUCACAGUAACGGCCAUCCAAAUCUCCGUCAGCGCCCAUCUUCCCCGCAGCAACGAAUUCUAAGGAACUUGGAGACUUCAAGUGCUAUGAGAGGAGGGCAAAGCAACGGGGGUGUCAGGGGAAUUGCCUCACCGGACAGGGGUGCGCACGAUAAGAGGGGGACCCAUAACAACCACCUUAAUGACAAUAAUAAGUCAGCGGCCUCAUCGGCUACCGCGCACGAUAGCAAGAAGGGCGCGUCGCCGUCCGGCAGCGGGGAUGCGGCUCCGCCUGUGUGGCCACCCAAGUUCGUGAUUGCCUUGACCAACAAGGAGAAGGAAGAAGAUUUUCUCGCCAUUAAAGGGUCAAAGCUGCCUCAGAGGCCCAAGAAGAGAGCUAAAUUCAUACAACGCACCCUCAAUCUCGUAAGUCCAGGCGCAUGGCUGUGCGAUCUUACCCUGGAACGAUAUGAGGUUAGGGAGAAGAAGAUAUCCAAAAAGAGGCCAAGAGGGUUGAAAGCAAUGGGCAACAUGGACUCGGACUCUGAAUAGAAGGAAAUCAAUGAGGAAAGGGCACUUUGGAUGAUGAGAUGAUUAAUGUUGUUGGCUGAGGAUGUAAGAAAUGUUCGGAUAUUGUAAAUCAUGGCAUCCCAUCUGCUUGCCAACAAAUCAAAAUCGAAAUAUAAAUAUUUUAGUUUUGGUACUUCUUAAUUUCCUCGC
Molecule: messenger RNA, 1496 nt
Organism: Gastrolobium bilobum
Lineage: Eukaryota; Viridiplantae; Streptophyta; Magnoliopsida; Fabales; Fabaceae
Exons: 7
Coding region: 453-1328 (291 amino acids)
Source: RefSeq, a predicted model, not a curated record